Messenger RNA from Loa loa (African eye worm), 1220 nucleotides. Its product is annotated as zinc metalloproteinase nas-1. The transcript is spliced from 5 exons. The coding region runs from base 1 to 588 and encodes 195 amino acids. NCBI's taxonomy places the organism in Eukaryota, Metazoa, Nematoda, Chromadorea, Rhabditida, Onchocercidae. Gene Ontology annotation, molecular function: metalloendopeptidase activity; zinc ion binding. Gene Ontology annotation, biological process: proteolysis. The record is from RefSeq and is a predicted model, not a curated record.
AUGGUACCAUCCAUAACAUUGUCAUUGUUACCAUUUAUUUCAGUUGCACUAGCAUAUGAGUAUCAAUUUUUGAAUCCAGUAGAUUUUUUUAAUGCAAAUUUUGUCAAUAUCAAUGAACCACUUCGAAUUUCCGCUAAUGACCAACAUUUUACAAAAAAGCGGAAAAAACGAGGCUCAGCAGUGAUUUUGGAAAAUGAUAAAUGGCCAAAUGGACGUAUUCCAUAUGUUAUUUCUUCCGAUUAUACUCUCUAUCAACGUGCUAUAAUUGCUCGUGCAAUAGCCGCUUACGCUGCACGAACGUGUAUUCGUUUCAUCCCUCGACAGUUAUUCGAUACAGAUUAUAUUAUUAUCUCCAAAACUGACGGAUGUUUUGCUGAUUUUGCUCAUGUUGGGGGAGGUCCACAAUAUGUAUCGCUCUCUGAUGAAUGUCUAAAUUAUGCAACGGUAAUUCAUGAAUUGAUGCAUGUGAUCGGUUUCAUCCAUGAGCAUCAACGCAAUGAUCGCGAUUACUUCGUUAAUAUUUUGUGGCAAAAUAUUAUACCUGGUAAGUCUUUCCAUAACAUAAUCGUUAUCGAAAUUAGCCUCUGAUUCUUUCUAAGAUUUUCAUUUCCUCAACCUAUUAAAAUUUUGGUGAAUCACUGUUUUAAUCUUUCUAGUCUUCGUAAACAUUUUUCCAUGUACAGGUGUGUGCGAUAUCGCUCUCGCCAACAAAUUUUUCGAAAGAUAAACAUUUUUCACCAAUCUGUAAAGCACCUGAUAAUUAGCGACAGUCGUUUGGUGGCUCAGUUAUGUGACUAAAGGAAAAAAAAAUGGGAAAACCACUACCAUCAUAAAAGGCAUUCUCUGUAUUAAGGUGCUAGCACCGACUUCGAAAAGCUAACUUCAGUAAAGCUAUCGGAUUACGGUGAAAGUUACGAUUACUCCUCUAUCAUGCAUUACGAAUCAACGGAAGGCAGUCGUAACGGCAAAAACACAAUGGAAGCGAGAAUUCAAGCAGUUACCCCAUUGAUGGGUAAAAGUGCUGAUUUUUCAUUAAGUGAUAUUAAUAGGAUUAAUCGAGCUUAUAAAUGCUAGGAUUUCUUUCUGCACGGCUAAUAGAAUCUGAGGUUAUUCGAUGCCUUAUUUCCCGGUAAAGACAAGGAAUGCGGGAUGGGAACGGGAAGAUAUGUAACAGUGCUUUCUAUUAUUUCUAAAAUCAAAUGACAAUAUGAACAGACUUA